Messenger RNA from Tetrapisispora phaffii CBS 4417, 825 nucleotides. Its product is annotated as hydroxyacylglutathione hydrolase. The record is from RefSeq and is a predicted model, not a curated record. The coding region runs from base 1 to 825 and encodes 274 amino acids. The transcript has a single exon. NCBI's taxonomy places the organism in Eukaryota, Fungi, Ascomycota, Saccharomycetes, Saccharomycetales, Saccharomycetaceae. Gene Ontology annotation, molecular function: hydroxyacylglutathione hydrolase activity.
AUGUUGGUUAAAUUUAUUAAAAUGAGAUGGGCAACCGGUGGUGUUAAUUAUAGUUAUUUGCUGAGCACUGCUGAUAAGACUAAAUCCUGGUUAAUUGAUCCUGCAGAACCAGAUGAAGUAUUAGCAGCACUUUCGGAUUCCCAAAAGAGAAGCGUUCAGGCCAUUGUUAAUACCCAUCAUCAUUACGAUCAUGCUGGAGGUAACUCUAAAAUAUUGGAUUCACUAGUACGCUUCAGUGGAAACAAAAUUGCUGUUAUUGGAAGUUCAACGGAAUGUCAAUCUGUCACAGAUGUCACAGAGAAUUUGAGGACUUAUACAUUAGGUUCCAUAAAUAUAUUAUCCAUUCGCACACCUUGUCAUACAAAAGACUCUGUUUGUUAUUAUGUUAAUGAUUCUGCUACAAAGGAAGAAGCAGUUUUUACAGGUGAUACUUUAUUCACAGCUGGAUGUGGACGUUUUUUUGAAGGAACUGGUGCUGAGAUGGACACAGCUCUAAACAAACUGUUGAUUUCAAAUAUUGGAAAAGAAAAUUUGACAUCCACAAAAGUUUAUCCUGGACAUGAGUAUACAAAGAGCAACUGUAAAUUUGUUCGUUCUAUGAUAUAUAAGAAAGAAGGAGAUAAUAUUGCCUUUGAUAGGUUAGAAAAGUUUGCCAACUCCAAUGAAGUUACUACCGGUAAUUUUACAAUUCAGGAUGAACUUGAUUUUAAUCCAUUCAUGAGACUACAUGAUCCAUUAGUAAGGAAUGCAGUUGGAGACACUAACUCGACAUUUCCUGAAGCUAAGGUUAUGGAAAUUUUAAGAAAGCUAAAAAAUUCUAUGUGA